ACAGACCUUCACCCUUGACGAGGAAAGAGUGUUGCAGCAGAUGUGCCAUGAUUAGGUAAAGGGAAGACAACAUAAAGACGUCUACAGAUGAUGCGGGGGUGACAGAUGUUAAACCCAGAAAGGAAACUGUACGACAAAGAGCCCACGUGUACGAAGCCAAGACAAAUAAACUAGUCUCCACAUUUGUCAUCAUGUCAGCCAGUGCCAAAACCUGGGAGCAUCUCCGAGACAAAAAAAACCAACUGACGGAAUUUCUGCGCAAGAUAGGACUGGAAGAUCACUUGACAAGCAAACUCACAUUAGGUGCUGUCCUUGAGAUCGGCCCAGAGAGUGUGACAGAUGAACCAAUCCGGUCUGUGAAAGAUCUUCCCAGUCACUUUCUGAAAAGACUGAUGAUGGUGAAUGUGACAGCUAGAAGUACGAGGUGUGCAAAUGCGAACGAGACACAAACGGAUGCAAAACCUGCGGACAUUGACAGUUUUUUUGACGGUUUGUGCAGUAAUGGUAAUUGUGACGAUAAUCGAAUCAAUCCACUGGAUCUCAUCACAGCUCUCUUCCUGUGCGCCGACAGCUUCCUGCAGCAGGAAAUGAUGUCAAAAAUGUCGAUGUGCCAGUUUGCUGUACCUCUCUUGCUCCCUGACUGUAGCACCGAUCAGUGUACAUUAAUGCUGUGGGCCAUGAGAGACAUUGUGAAGGAGUGGAGGCCCCACUCACUAGCAGAGACCAGAGGGUUUGUGGAAGACAGUAUAGUCCGCACUGCCUUGCCAAUGAUCUCUUUUGUCAGUCUGGGCGACUGCAGUCUGUCCAAAUCACAGAUUCUGAAUCAGGUUCUCAGUAACCCCCAGCAGCACCAUGAUUUCUUCAUCCAUCGUGAUAUGUCGGGUGGGGAUGUGUCACAAGAGAUUUCAAAUGGUUUAGUAGAAAUCAGUUGGUACCUUCCUUGCGGAAAUACAAAUUUAGACAUCUUUUCAGAACCCAUAGCUAUUGCUACACUUCAAGGAGACAUAUGUGCCUUUGAAACACAGUUUAGCUUUUUAGUGCAAACAUCAUCAGCUGUUUUUGUAUUUUUUGAUAGCAUAGAAGAGAAUGAGUACAGGUUACUGGCAUCACUGAAGAACACCAAAUCGCAACUGAUUUUGGUUGUGAACAAGUCUCAGAAUACAGAUCCUACUACUGUGAAAGAAUUGGCUAAAGAGUUAAAUUUAAAUCAAAAUAAUCUCCAGAUGAAGAACAAACAGAUCAAUGAUGCAGACUUUACUAAUAAUCUGCGCAAAGCCAUGAAGGGCAUUGUGCAAAGCAAGCCAAAUACAGUGAGAAUUGAAGACAUGUCUGCAACAGCGCUUGAAUUAGGCAUUUCUGUAGAUGAAGAGUGUGUUGAAUGUAAAAAUGCAAAAACAAGGGCCAAAGAGAUUACUGCUCAAAUUGGCAGAAUAAUAAAGAUACCUCAAUAUAAGGAGUCAAAGCUACCUUUGCAAGGGGUACCUUGGAAGAAACUAGCAGAAUUAGAAAAAGAGGAGUGUAGACUGGAAAAGGCAGGAGAUCGGCACGUUGAACUAUAUAAGACUCAGCUACAGGAAAAAAAGAAGAAACUACGACAAGAACAAAGCAAGCACAAGACUCCUAAAGCAAUGGCUACAUUCAUCAAGGCAAUAGCCAAUCCAAACACAAGAGAAAAAGCCUAUUUCCUCAAGUGGAUGAGGCUGAACUUGGAUCUUAUUGCACGAAAAGAACUCUCUCACCUCCGUGAGAGUUAUAAAACCCAACUGACAGAUUUAAAAGGUCCAAACAAAAAUGAAAUUGCAGACUUGGACAAAAAAAUAUUAGAGAGUUCCCUUGGAGUAGAACAUUUUAUGCGUGAAAUUGGACAGCUCUACGAAGCUGCUUGCUUCUUUCCUGAGAAAUGCUGUCAGGAAGACGUUGCCAGUCUUCCCAGCAUUGUGGCUGAUCUGCUGUUGGACGGCUUCCCUCUUGAGCUGAUGGAUGGAGAUGCAUCAAAUAUCCCUGUAAGGUGGGUGACUGAUGUUCUAACUGAGCUCCACAGGAAAGUCCAACACAAGAGCAGGGUGCUGGUUGUAACAGUGUUGGGAGUCCAAAGCACUGGGAAGUCUACCCUCCUCAACACAAUGUUCGGGGUUCAGUUUGCAGUUAGCAGUGGCAGAUGCACGAGAGGAGCCUUCAUGCUGUUAAUCCGAGUCAAAGAGAAUCUCAAAGAAGAGCUGAACUGUGAUUUCAUCCUGUUAAUCGACACAGAAGGUCUCAAAUCUCCAGAGCUGGCACAGCUAGAAAACAGUUACGAACAUGACAAUGAGCUUGCAACACUGGUGACUGGACUCAGCGAUAUUACAAUAAUAAACAUCGCAAUGGAGAACUCCACAGAGAUGAAGGAUAUCUUGCAGAUCGUGGUGCACGCCUUUCUUAGAAUGAAGGAAGUGGGGAAGAAGCCAAAGUGCCAGUUUGUGCACCAGAAUGUCGGGGGGGUGUCUGCUCACAACAAAAACAUGACCGAAAGGAAGCAUCUUUUGGAGCAGCUGAAUGAAAUGACCGAGAUAGCCGCCAAAAUGGAGAAACAAAACUCUGCCAGUAAAUUCACAGACGUUAUGGAGUAUGAUGCAGAGAAAAAUAACUGGUACAUCCCUGGCCUGUGGCAUGGCAUUCCACCAAUGGCACCAGUGAACACAGGCUACAGUGAAGCUGUGUAUGAGUUCAAGAAGAGUCUGUUUAAGGUUUUAAAACACUGCAAAGACGAUCAGCCUCCAGCACAUAUUACAGAGUUCCUGAAGUGGAUGGAAAGCUUGUGGAAAUCUGUUAAAUAUGAGAAUUUCAUUUUCAGUUUCAGAAAUACACUGGUGGCUGAUGCUUACAAUAAACUUUGCCUUGAAUUUUCUAAAUGGGAAUGGUCUUUCCGAAAACACAUGUUUGUAUGGGCAUCAGAGGCAGAGGUGCGUAUUUCUAACUUCAAGAGUAACCAGUCUAUGAACCUUAUUGAUUUACUGAGAAGAUUACAAUCAGAGGCAACUCAGGAACUGGGAUCAGAAGAAACAAAACUCCGUGGCCAACUGGUUGAAUAUUACAAGAAAAAGGAAAGACACAUUCCUCUUGUGGAAAAGUACAGAGGAGACUUUUUGAACAGCAUUAAAAGUCUCAAGAGGGAAACUGAAAAUGCUAUUCAUAACACACUGGACAAAGCCAUGGAAAUUCAAAAAGGAAUGACAAAGUUAAAAGAUAUUCACGAAAAGCAUACUGCAGCAAUUGAACAGAAAGUACUGUGCGUGCUUAAAGAAUGUAGGAAGAGGGGUGUGCCCUUAUCUGACACGAAGCUGGAUGAAGAAUUUGAAAAUAUGUGGCGCGAGACAGUGUAUGAACUCAACUUCAAGGCUCUGGACAAGCAAGACGUUGUAUCGCAUGUCUUUAGCCAACUGAGAAGCAAUUUAGAAAGAUAUGGUGGUUCAGUUAAGGAGCAGUUAAAUGCUGUAAAGGAUUUGACAGAAUGUGGAGAAACAGCUUUUAAGGUACAUAGCGAACACUUCCAGAAAUGUUCACUUUUUAAAACUUUUUUAAAGAGAUUGUUCAAUAAUCCCAUAAAACAGACAGAAGAGAUGGCAACAAAUUUAAUUGGACAGUGCAAAGAUUAUGUUUCACAACUAAAAAAGGGUAAAACAGAUUACUAUGACAUUUACACUGGAGAGCUGCUAGAAAUGAUAGAUAAAACACUGGAGGAGACUAAUAAUAAGAAACUCAAAACCAACACAGCUUUUGAUGUUGACAUCAAGUUGCAUAUCUGUGGGUUCGCUGCCAAGGGAUUUCAACAGAUGCAUGAACAGUUCCUCAUAGAGAACGAUCCUGAGCAACAGCUGGAAAAGUUCAAAACUCAGUACAAAUCAACAUUCGUAGAUCUUUAUCAGAAAAAGGAUCAAUGCCAAAAAAAAGCAAUGGAAUUUGUCAAUCUCUGCCUCACACCUGCAGUGAAGGAAUAUGUUCAAAGAACUCUUGGGUUUGAAAUUGUAGAUGCAAUUCUGACUGGUGGAGAAUCUGUGAAAUACAGCUCCCGGUCCUUCUUCCAGUUCACCAUUCUAAAGCAAUUGCUUAUUGAAGGAAACUUUAAGAACUAUGUGCAAUACACUACAAAAUACAAACAUUUUGUCAAGAAGUGGAUUUCGAAUCGUAUCGUCUGCCAUUUUUCAAACAAUGCUUCCAUUGGUGAUUUAGAAAUUAAAUGUCUUGACGUGAUAACAACGAAAAUAGAAGAUGCCAUUAAAACCUCGCAAAUGGGGAAAGAUGACACAGCCCUGACUGAUGAUGGCAAAAGCACAUCGAUAUUCAUUGAAAACAUCUGUAGCACUCUGAGCAAAGACAUUGUGAUUCCCCAGGACACGCUGAGAGGAAUCAUUUUCCAGAUAACAGCAAAAUAUGAGGAGUUUGUGACGGCUCUUCAGAUUUUUCUGAAAGAAAUGAAGGAAUUGUUACGUGCUGAAUUUUCUAAGGGAUCCAAAAUUGAGAAGAAACUUCAAAAUCUGCCAUUCAAUCCACUGGAUGAGCUGUUCAAGAGGGUGUUUGGCUGUGGGGAGCAGUGUCCAUUCUGCAAGGUCCCCUGUGAGGCAGGAGGCAAGGACCACAAGGAACACCAUGCAUCAGUGCAUCGACCCCUGGGGUUGGGGAGAUACAUAUGGUCAGAAUCUGAAAAACUAUGUGCAAGUAUAUGUUCAACUAAUGUACACAGUAAUACAACAUUUCAGAGUCCUGAAACAGAGUGGAAGACGUAUCCCUGUAAAGACUAUCGGAAAUUCUACCCUGACUGGCACAUUGCCCCUGAUCCCAGUAUUGAAGCCUCUGACUACUGGAAGUACGUGCUGACUACAUACAAUGAAGAGUUUGCAAAGGAGUAUGAGGUAGAGCCUGCUGAUAUCCCUGAGCAAUGGAGAAGCAUAACAAAAGACAACGCAAUGAAGAGUUUGCAAGAAUUGUUUAACGUCGAAUAAAUCAAAAGACGUUUGAUGCACAGAGUUUGCGUAGCCAAAAAAAAAAAUCUAAAGCAUUAAAACUGAGCAUAAACAAAGACAUCUAAUAGUACAGAAUUAUCCCGGGUUCAAAAGGCAUGUCGUAUGCAGACAGGCUGAAACAAUUGAAUCUAUUCAGUCUUGAAUAAAGAAGACUAUGCAGUGAUCUGAUUCAAGCAUUCAAAAUCCUAAAAGAUAUAGACAAUGUCGACCCAGGGGACCUGAAAAAAGAAACCAGGACCAGGGGUCACAAAUGGAGAUUAGAUAAAGGGGCAUUCAGAACAGAAAAUAGGAGGCACUUUUUUACACAGAGAAUUGUGAAGGUCUGGAACCAACUCCCCUGUAAUAAUGUUGAAGCUGACACCCUGGGAUCCUUCAAGAAGCUGUUUGAUGAGAUUCUGGGAUCAAUAAGCUACUAACAACCAAACGAGCAAGAUGGGCUGAAUGGCCUCCUCUCGUUUGCAAACUUUCUUAUGUUCUAUAACAAGGGAAGACGACUCUAGACCUGGAGUGCAGUUAAAUUGCAGGCUUAAAAAUUGCUUUAGGUCAGGUCACGGGGUUAAUUGGUUAAUUGCUUAAUAAACAAACAAACAAGAUUUUAUAGCUGAUAUGCUUUAUUUGUCCGUCAUUAAAAUGAUAUUCACGGAAACAAAAUGUACAAACCAGCAACACAUCAAAAAUAAUCAAAUUUCCUCUGCUUAUUUUUAAAAUAUACAGCCUUGUUUUUACAUACUGGUUUAAAAAAUGCCAAUGAUAGCUGAGAACGUCAUUUACUUUAGUAUAAUCACAUUAUGUCUGGUAUUUUAAGAUCUAUAAAUAUAUGUAUUUGAAAUGUAUGGAAUAC
Acipenser ruthenus (sterlet) is the source of this 5838-nucleotide messenger RNA. RefSeq names its product up-regulator of cell proliferation-like. Gene Ontology annotation, molecular function: GTPase activity; GTP binding. Lineage: Eukaryota; Metazoa; Chordata; Actinopteri; Acipenseriformes; Acipenseridae. Bases 192 to 4976 code for a protein of 1594 amino acids. The record is from RefSeq and is a predicted model, not a curated record. The transcript is spliced from 3 exons.